AUGGGGCCUAAACAAUAUGCCUUUCCAUUUUCUCUACCAUUGUCCCAGGAUUCUGAAUCCUAUCAGAUCCACUUUGACCAACACUCCGGGAAGAAAUCUUUGACAGAAUGGUCUGAUUUCAAAGUCAAUGAGAGCCAGUCACUCCGGGGUCAUCUCCCGCCUUCUACAGGCGAUUCAUCCAGCAACGCUGAAAUUGUGUAUUCGCUCGAUGCAAGCGUCAAAAUCGGUGGGAUCUUCAAACACGUCAUGAAGAAAUCUCGCCAGAUAUUCUUCUACCCUACCACCAGCCCACAUAAACCUUCACAAUCCAUCAUCCACCAGCGAGAAGUUACCUUUCGCCACAUGGAGAAAGACAACAAGUCGACACCAGCUUACGGGGUUGCCAUAGAGCUUGCUCGGGGAGGACAUCUUGCCCUAGGUCAACGUGUACCAAUAAAGGUGCAUGUUACCCAAGCCGAUCCUACCAGCCAGGAUGUGCUUAUUCUCAAUGACUACCAAGUCAUGCUCAUUCAAAAAACCGUGACUCGAGUCGGGGCUCAGUCUCAAGUUCAACAUCUAUUCCGAACUUUGCGGACAUUGAGCAAUCUGAAUCUGGGGAUAUGCCUCGCCGAAAUGCCCGUUAACAAUGCGAUGACUCUAUCAGAUGAUUCAUGGGGAUCGCUAUCUCUACCGACUGACAUCACUCCCACUUUCGAAACAUGUAACAUCAACCGCUCAUAUAAGCUCGAGGUGCGAUUAGGCUUCAAGGGCGGUCCCAAAAAGACACAGACGCGCAUAUUAGAAGUCCAGUUUCCGAUCAACAUUGCGGCAAAUUGA
Messenger RNA from Penicillium cosmopolitanum, 816 nucleotides. RefSeq lists its product as uncharacterized. Bases 1 to 816 code for a protein of 271 amino acids. NCBI's taxonomy places the organism in Eukaryota, Fungi, Ascomycota, Eurotiomycetes, Eurotiales, Aspergillaceae. The transcript is spliced from 3 exons. Gene Ontology annotation, molecular function: ubiquitin protein ligase binding; protein-macromolecule adaptor activity. The record is from RefSeq and is a predicted model, not a curated record. Gene Ontology annotation, biological process: ubiquitin-dependent endocytosis. Gene Ontology annotation, cellular component: cytosol; plasma membrane; cytoplasm.